UUUAAUUGAAAUGGUUCAUUAAAUUAUAUUUAUUUUAUUUUACUUGUUUAUUAAUAUUACAAUCUAUACAUCUUGCUUAAUGGUUAAUAUCUCAAUAAUCCUUUGAAGUUUAUAAAAUGAGUAAUAUUUAUAUUCAAGAACCACCUACUUCUGGAAAAGUCGUACUCAAAACUUCAUUUGGUGAUAUUGAAAUUGAAUUAUGGUCAAGAGAAGCUCCAAAAGCUUGUAAAAAUUUUGUUCAGCUGUGUACUGAUGGAUAUUAUGAUGGAGUCUUGUUUCAUCGUAUUGUCAAAGGUUUCAUAGCUCAGGGUGGUGAUCCAACUGGAACUGGAGCAGGUGGUGAAUCAAUUUAUGGUCAUCCAUUUAAAGAUGAAAUACAUUCACGUCUUCGGUUUAAUCGACGUGGCUUGGUGGCUAUGGCAAAUGCUGGAAAAGAUGAUAAUGGAUCUCAAUUUUUUUUCACAUUAGGAUCUACUCCAGAACUUCAAUCUAAACAUACAAUAUUUGGAAAAGUUGCUGGUGAUACUAUCUUUAAUUUAACCAAAUUAAAUGAAACUCUUGUAGAUACGGAAGAUAAACCAGUUUAUGAUCAAAAAAUACUAAAAACUAUAGUAUUAAAUAAUCCUUUCCCUGAUAUUGUACCUAGAGUUGAAAAAAAGAGUGAAAAAACUGAAAAACUUUCAAAAAAAAAAGAAGCCGUUGGUGUCAAAAAUUUUAAACUUUUAUCAUUUGGUGAAGAAGCUGAAGUGGACGAAGAAGAACUUAUUGAUGUUGUUAAAGAAUUUAGUGGUAGACCAAAAUCAACUCAUGAUGUUCUUAAAGAUCCUCAGUUAAGUUCAGAACCUGCAGUUAUAGAUAAUGAACUUACUGAUGAUAUAACUAUACCUUCUAGUGAUCAGACAUCAAAAAUAAGUAUAGAUGAUGUUCGGUCAAAAUUGUCAUCUAAUAGUAAAAAUAAAAAAAGUGCAMUUAAACCAAUUGAAAAACCAAAUGAAGAAGAUUCUGACGAUUAUGAACUUGGCAAAGAUCUAAAAGAUGAAAAAAAAAAAAAAGCGGAGGAAAUCCGAAAAGAAAUAAAUCAAAUAAAAUCACAGCUUUCAAAAAAAAAAAAAGAUAAAAAAAAAGACCUAGAUAUAGAAGAUACACCAAGCAUACCACUUUUGCCUAUUGAUCCACUUAAACAACAAUAUUUAGAAAAUAUAAAAAUGUAUUCUUCCAAAAAAAGUGAAAUUCCCUUAAAAGGUUCAAAUAGAGAAGAAUUUGCUCUUAGUCUUUUAGAGCAGUUUAAAAAUAAACUUCAUAAUGCAGUACGAUCAAGUCAAGAAAAACCUGAAAAAUCAUCUGAAACACUUGAAGAAGAUGAUGAUGAUUGGAAAAGUCAUCCCCUUCAAUUUCAGAAGGAAGAUGUUGUACUAGCAAAAGAUGCAAAUAAAAAAGAUGAUGAUUGGUUUGAAAUAUAUGAUCCUAGAAGUGCUAUCAACAAAAGGAAGCGUGAAUCGAAUAAAUUCAAUUCAAAAGCUGACAAAGAUAAAAAAACAAAAGUUUAA
This is a messenger RNA of Diuraphis noxia (Russian wheat aphid), 1547 nucleotides long. RefSeq names its product spliceosome-associated protein CWC27 homolog. The record is from RefSeq and is a predicted model, not a curated record. NCBI's taxonomy places the organism in Eukaryota, Metazoa, Arthropoda, Insecta, Hemiptera, Aphididae. Gene Ontology annotation, cellular component: catalytic step 2 spliceosome. Gene Ontology annotation, molecular function: peptidyl-prolyl cis-trans isomerase activity. Gene Ontology annotation, biological process: protein folding; protein peptidyl-prolyl isomerization.